Messenger RNA from Monosiga brevicollis MX1, 838 nucleotides. RefSeq lists its product as uncharacterized. The record is from RefSeq and is a predicted model, not a curated record. The transcript is spliced from 4 exons. Lineage: Eukaryota; Choanoflagellata; Craspedida; Salpingoecidae. Bases 8 to 760 code for a protein of 250 amino acids.
CAGCAUCAUGUUCAAGAUCGUCUUGAUCGCCGCCGUCUUUUGCGCUGGCUUCGUCGCGGCAGACGAUGAUGUCCAGUUUGCCCUGAUCACCCCCUGCGAUGGCAACUCAGGCCUCAACCCCCUGGGCUUUGGCACCAUUGCCUGGACCUCGGGCGCUUGCAUGUACUAUGGCGAAGACUUUUACCUCAUGGCUGACUGCGCGACCAGUACGCUGAAGAUCUUCAACAGCUCCAGCUGCACUCACAUGAUGAACAGUGAGCCAUUCGCGUGCAACGGGGGCGGCUUCUCCAUCACGUGCGGCACCGCCCCGGAGAACACCGUCGGCACCAUGCUCCUUUACAACGAGGAUGACUGCUCCGAUAAACCCAACACGCGCUACUUUGUCACCGACAGCUGCAUCCAGCAGGACGACGACGACGAUGAUGAGCCACGCGCGGCCCGCGCAAGCCCCACCUCCAUGACCGUGGCUUGUGAGGACAAGAAGAUUGUGGUCAGCGUGUACACUAGCUCGGCCUCGUGCACUGGCACCGCCACCAGCUUCACCGUGCCCUCGAAUGAGUGCCUGGACCUGAACACCGUCUUCCCCAGCGACGAUGAUGAUGAUGACUACGAUGAUGACGAUGACCACCCUUUCCUGGCAGACAAGAUUGUGGCCAAGUGUGGCGCCGACACCACCGCCGACGGCACUGGCAGCGCGACCACCGCCUCGGUAACGGCUGGUCUUGUGGCCACCGUGGCCCUGAUUGCGGCUCUGCUCUAAAGCUGCGUCUCAUCAUUUGAAGCCAUUGUAGCCUCGUGAGGCACACGCAAUUUAUCAUGAUCUCACGGUCAUAGUUUU